UUUAUAUUAUACUAUAAUUAUAUUUUAGGAUGUUUAUUUAUAAUUUAUUUAUUAUUUUAUUCUAAAACGGUUUUUUCGGUUGAACUACUGGUUGGACCGGUUGGACCAGUAAACCAGUGAACCAGUGACUAGAACGGUUCGAUGACCGGUCCGGUUUUCAGAACCUUGGGAUAAACCACGCCGUUUCAUGUUUUUUAACAAAAACAAAAAAAAAACAAAAAGGAGCAAAUUAGUACCAAAACCAAAACCCUGCCCUAGCUUCCCUCGUGCUCCAAGUCUUCAACCCUUGUUCGCUGUCACCGAUCGCAGCUGCUUCUUCGAGCUCGGCGUCCGUCGUCUUUGUCUGCUCAGCUCAGCCGCCGUUUCGUUCACGUUCGCUCGGCGUUCACCGUUAGAGUUCACUCGCCGUUCACCGUUCGAGUUCGCAUUCGCUUUCGUCUGGAAGCCACGUUGCUCUGCUUCAAACUCUGCGACCAACCCGCGCGCUCCACCUAGCCGUCGAACUGCUCUCUUUUGUCGCCUCCGAAAUUCUUUGAGGUAUAUAAGAAUUAAGAAGGAAGACUAUUUCAAUGGCACACACAGCAGCGGCAUCUCACUCACCGUCACCGGCCUCCCACCAGCAGCUCUGACUCGUCUCCUCGCCGCCAGUCACUGCCUCCGCCUCUGCUUCUGCGCACUGUGCCUCCUCUGUCUCUGGCUCUCUGCUGAUGGCCUUCUCUGACUCCGCCUCAUGCUUCUCUUCUAUUGUCGAAGCUGAGCCAGGUUGCAGUGAAAAAUAAUGCAAUGGUUUCAGGACUCGCAAUACAUUCAAUCUCUUUCACAGACUCAACACUCUUGACUUAUUCUGAGGGGAACCAAAGGAAAGGAUUAGAAAUAAAGCCUUAAUCUGCAAAUUGGCAUUGAUUUUUCACUUAAAUGUGUAUUAGAAAACCCCCAUUCCCUCGUCUCCUCCUUAACAAUGUCUCUUGCAUGAGAAAUGCUCAGCAAGUUCUCCGUCAUGUCAAUGUCUCUCUCCAUGACGGAAGUGCGCUAGUCCUAACUGGUGCAAAUGGCUCUGGCAAGACCACCUUCCUCCGCAUGCUAGCUGGAUUUUCCCGUCCCUCAGCCGGUGAAAUUCUCUGGAAUGGACACAACAUACAAGAUUCUGGAAUCUUCCACCAGUACAAGCUCCAGCUCAACUGGCUCUCCCUCAAGGAUGCAAUCACUGAUCGGUCCACGGUUCUCGAAAAUGUUGAGUGGUUUGAGCUUCUUGAAGGAAAGUAUGGCAGGGCUUUACCUGCGCUUGAGUUGAUGGGGCUGGGCAGAUUGGCCAAGGAGAAGCCAAGGAUGCUAUCCAUGGGGCAGCGGAAAAGAGUGCAACUUGCAAGGUUGAUUGCUCUCGAUCGACCCAUAUGGUUGCUUGAUGAGCCUUCCGUUGCGUUGGAUGAUGAAGGGGUGAAGUUACUUGAGUACAUCAUCUCGGAACAUCGGAAAAAUGGAGGGAUUGUGAUUGUGGCUACUCAUUUACCUAUUGAAAUACAUGAUUCCAUGUUGUUGCGGCUCCCACCCAGGUUUCCAAGGAGGAUGACCUUCUUUGAUAUGCUUGAUCGCUCCGAUAUUAUGUAAUUGGAUUAAAGUUCUGGAAGUAGUUAUUUACAAUGUAAUUUGUGAUAAUGGGGUCAGAAAAGUUAGUUGUUUUACUGUAUCUUUUCUGAAAGGGAACAUUUUAUGAUAAGAGCUAAUGAUAACAAUAUUUUGUAGGCACAUUUAGCCUUCAGCUGAGAAAGAGAUAAUUUUUUAUUCUAA
Messenger RNA from Arachis ipaensis, 1785 nucleotides. NCBI's taxonomy places the organism in Eukaryota, Viridiplantae, Streptophyta, Magnoliopsida, Fabales, Fabaceae. The record is from RefSeq and is a predicted model, not a curated record.